AUGACUGCACUCAUCUACGAGCUACGAACUCGAGGGGAUCUCUCGGCCUGCCUCAACUCACGAAAAGGUCGCAAGCGACGCUCCCCAACGUCGUCAAGGUCGCAGCAGACAAGAUUCGCGCUAGCGAUGGGUCCUAUACCAUCAAAACAUACCUCCCAUCUCUUCAGAAUGCGGCCCCAAAGUUACGAUGGGCGAGAUCUACGUUCUGACUUAUCGUUUCUGAACGUCGAGCUGCUUUGCAUGCAGAACUCGACGUCUUCCCCUCCAUUUCUUGCGCACCCACCCAAAAAUACCUCCCGAACAAAAUCGAUGCGGAAAUUGAUUCUGAGCAGGUUUUGUAUAUCGACCCCCGUCCUCCGCGCCGCGGAUAGAGUGCCAUAGCGCAAACAAGGGUGAUUUGAAUAUGUGGCGUCGCUUUUGGGCCGCCUACUGCGCCUCCUUCUGGGCGCAAAUCAAGGAACGAUUAUAUCGGCUGACACGAGGCCGAGGAUGCCG
Messenger RNA from Schizophyllum commune H4-8, 495 nucleotides. RefSeq lists its product as uncharacterized. The coding region runs from base 1 to 381 and encodes 126 amino acids. NCBI's taxonomy places the organism in Eukaryota, Fungi, Basidiomycota, Agaricomycetes, Agaricales, Schizophyllaceae. The record is from RefSeq and is a predicted model, not a curated record. The transcript is spliced from 2 exons.